Messenger RNA from Bombina bombina (fire-bellied toad), 1050 nucleotides. RefSeq lists its product as uncharacterized. The transcript has 8 exons. NCBI's taxonomy places the organism in Eukaryota, Metazoa, Chordata, Amphibia, Anura, Bombinatoridae. The record is from RefSeq and is a predicted model, not a curated record. The coding region runs from base 61 to 960 and encodes 299 amino acids. Gene Ontology annotation, molecular function: 8-oxo-dGDP phosphatase activity.
UCACAUGACUGGCAUGAGAUCCCUCAGCAGGAAGAAGCUAUCUGUGCUGAAGGUCUCAUCAUGGCAGCACUUAGCUGGUCAGAGAAAGUGUUGGAGCUGCUGCUGAGAAUGAACAGGAGAGAAAAGAAUCUCCUCCCUGUCUGCGUACAGGGACAGCGAAUAGGUUGGGCAGUACAAACUGUUGCUCAACACUUCUCUCGGUACCCAGCUGUAUUCAGACUCAGCGAGGGCUCCUCUGGAUGUCUGGAACUGAAUGCUCAUUUGAAAUCCCCCCAGGAAAGGACAACGGCUCUUCAGGAGGUGAUGGAGUCCCUGAGGAGUCAGGGAAUCUUCCCUUGUCUGCAGGAGUGGAGGAACGAGCACUACGAUGUGAAAGGUCAGUUUUCAGACCCUACUCCUCUCCUCAGCAUGGAACGAGCAGCCACACCACUGCUUGGAGUGCCUCGUUAUGGGGUGCAUGUUAACGGUUUCCUGCGUAGAGGAACAGACAUCUUUAUGUGGAUCGCUCGGAGAUCUCUGACUAAACCUUCGUAUCCGGGACUACUGGAUAAUCUGGCAGCAGGAGGAAUAUCUGCUGGAUCUGGGGUGUGGGAGACCCUUAUCAAAGAGUGUACAGAAGAAGCAUGUAUCCCAGAAUCCCUUGCAGCCACAGCCAAAGCUGCAGGAACUGUCAGCUACUCAUACACACGUCAAGAGGCUGUUUACCUAGAGUGUCAGUUUGUGUUUGACCUGGAAGUCCCAGAGACAUUUCAGCCAAGUGUGGGUGAUGGAGAAGUACAAGAAUUCUACUUGUGGCCUCUAGAAAAGGUGAUAGAGGCUAUAGCAGAAGAUGACUUUAAACCAAACUGUGCACUAGUGGUUCUAGAUUUUCUUAUUCGGCAUGGAUACAUACAACCAGACAAAGAAAAGUUCUAUACAGAAUUUGUAGAAAAUCUUCAUUGGUCUCUAGGAACAUCAUAAGGAAUCUGUCUUCCUUCUUUCCCUUACCUGCUGCGCAUUUUAAAUGAAUUUUUGCUAAAAAAAAAAAAAAAAAAAUUUUAGCAAUUAAAA